This is a messenger RNA of Hirundo rustica (Barn swallow), 2553 nucleotides long. RefSeq names its product small integral membrane protein 30 (gene SMIM30). The transcript is spliced from 2 exons. The coding region runs from base 169 to 354 and encodes 61 amino acids. NCBI's taxonomy places the organism in Eukaryota, Metazoa, Chordata, Aves, Passeriformes, Hirundinidae. The record is from RefSeq and is a predicted model, not a curated record.
GCUCGGCGGGGCGGCGCGGGCCCGUGCCUUCGGCUGCUGAGCGCCCCGCGGGCGGCGCGGAGCGGGGACGGCCCCAGCCCGGAGCCGGGGGCAGGAGAUACCAGUGAAAUAUCUGCUGCCCACCACUUUCUUCAUUUAACUUCCCCUUGGGGUCAGCUGGUUGUCAGCAUGCCUUCAACCAAGAACGCCUCAAAACUUUUCCUAGUCCUCGUGUCACUGCUGCUGGUGCUGCCAGCAGUUGAAGCCCUGGAUGCAGGAGAUACCAUUGCCUUCCUCCUAGGCCUCGCUGUCAGUGUCGUCGGAUUCUGUGCCUGCCUUGGCUUGUAUGCAAGGCGAAGGAAUGGACAGCAGUGACUUCAAGAAAAUGCUCAGAUGAAGUGAAUUUCCAAACACAGCUUGGGGUUGGGUGUAAGACUGAGCUUUGAUUCUGGAUGACUUUCAAAAACUAUGUAUUAGAUAUUUCUGCAAACCCCUCUUACAGUACAACUCUUACCCUUCAGUACAACAGUCAGACUACACAGUAAAAGGGAUUUGUACAAUUUGGCCUCAUUACAAAAAGAUAAUUUUAUAUUGUUUGUGAUUAAAUAUUGCCUUAGAGAAGGGUAAAAACUUUUAAUAGAGAGGUAAAACUAUAGAGUGGCUCACAGUAAAAGUGUAUAAAUUUAGCAUGUGAGGGAGGCCAUCAACAAGUUCCGUAAUUUUGGUUUCAAUGUUUAUUCAGGAGGAAGCAGCUAUUAAUCUUCCAGUCAAGGUCACAAGAAUUUUGAAAUUAGUCCUAACUAGAUAGCUAGUGAGCAGACUGCUCUAGCUUGUGUGCUUGCAUUCAUGUUCUCUUUCUCUGUAAUGACAGUUAACACCUAACAGCUCACUUCUGCUGUCACAUGGAUGAGACUUAAGAGAACUAAGGAAAAAAUGAAAGCCUUUUUUUUUCUUCUAGAAUUUUUUUUGUUUGUUUUUUGUUUUAGAAUAUGCCACUCCUGUGUUGCUAUUACCAAGUAGAUACACCUUAGAAUGAGAUCACUGUUUUUACUUAAAAUGUAUUUGACAGAAAAGUACAUGUAAGGCUAUGUAAAUCAGAUUAGGGAUAUGGGCUUUGUCUCUUGUUUAUUUUUUGUACUCAUGUUUUUUCUAGGCACACCAGGUUUAAGGCUUAGUUCAUUUGGUGGUUGUACUUUCUUUCUCCAAAACUGAAGACCUAACUAUUUUGAUGAGAAAUUCUGUGUGUUUCUGCAUUAGAAGGUUAUUAGAAUUAUACCCAGAUCAUUGAGUAUAUGUUUCUUUUACAGUGUAGAAAGAACCUGUUAAAAUCCUGGGUUUAGUCAAUUAGUCCAUUGUUCUUGAGUGCAUUCCUCGUAACAAACCUAUGUUGUUAGCUAAACAUUUAGGCUUCUGUAACUGAUGCAUAUGACUUCCACAGAAGAUUAGGACCAAAACCAAAGUGAAAAAUCCUGGUGCAAAAUGGGAGAUGUAGUCUUACUCUAUUCAUGCUCAGUCAGAUUGCAAGCCAGGUAUAUGGUUGAAAGACAGUGUGUCUAGGACCUGUUUCUUUAGGUACCAAAGGUGAAAUGGCACAGCCAAGAAUGUCUACCACAAGUCUCUCUGACUUGUUAGGAUGUUUUAGCUUGAGCCAAGAAGCACAGUCUUUAACAGCAGCAGAAUAAGGAUCAUAGGAAGAUGAGCUCUCCACAGUUCACAGAAUUUCCUUCUGAUCUUGUGCUGUAGACACUGCCACUCUUAGAUAGAAAUCUUGGCUUUUACCUUUCAGAGUUAUGUAUUUUGACACUAUUCUUCCACUUCCUCUGUGUCUGUUCAGUAGAGCACAAAGCAAUGGCUAUGGGCAAGUCUUAUGUAAGUAAUUGGGUGGGCAGAUCAUGUUCUCCAAAUCCUGAUUUCUGCAUGCCAUUUUUGGGAGAAGUGGACACAAUGCACAAUUACUAUGUGCAAAUGAAAUUUACAGCCCUAAGAGGAGCUUCAGACAGAAAUAUCACCUUUGAAAGCUGCCUAGCAGCAGUAGAUGAUCCUGUACACAAUAAUUCAACUAGAUGAGUGCAAGCAUGGAUUGAAGUGUGAUCUUUGAUCUUCUAGCUUAGCUAAAGAAAAACAAAACAAAAAAAUUGCUACUCAAUUUUAUAGUUCCCGAAGUUUAAAAAAAAAAAAAAGCCAUUUUUUCAGUAAAAUAUUGCUCUUUCAAUAGAAUACAUUUUAACACAAGCAGAUUUUCACAGACCCCUUUAUCUGUGCCUUGGAAAAAAUCUGUGGCAAUAUUUUCACAAAAUUGGGCAACAGUUUCACUGCAGGAGAGCAAAAUUUUAACAGAGUUAAUUAUCUUCAGGCAAUAGGGACAUGAGAAACUAUUAUUUGCCCAAAGCUGUAUGUACUUCAUUGAAAGGUGUUUGCAUAGUAUAAUGGCUUUGUUUCCUGGGUUCUGAUAGAAGCUUUAUUGUUUAAUUGUUUACUUUAAUUGUUUACUUGCAUUUGUAAAUUACUUGAGUGUAAAAUCAGAUAUCCCUGUUCUUCCUGUCUUAAUAAACUUUGACAUUUGAUUUGUCAUCA